AUGCACACUCGCAAUGCGCAGAGCUUUCCUGCGCUGCUCACCGACCUUGCUCUGGACGCCUACACCAACCAUCUCACUUCACAACGCAGAUUACCGGAAACGGAUUCAAUUUCAGGACUGACGACCGGUGCGGCUUCUCUAGAGGAAACCUUGGCGCCUCUGCAGCUUAUUUAUGGAAAGGUUUUUACUUUGGCUGUUGGAAUUGCGCUGCAUGGUGCCGAGUCGAUCAUUCGUUACGUGGCAUACGACACCUGUGGAUCGAAUGAUUGUGUUUCACACAGCGAACAACACGAUCAACAGCGGCAUCUGGAGGUGGAGAGUGCAAGUGGUAAUUCCAGUGGAAGGUGCCUGUAUUUUGUCGGUGAACACCGCCUCUUCUCGCCGUACUACUGCCCAUGUGGGGCGUAUGGCUAUCAGGGCAUUCGACGACAAGAGGUGUGGCUGUGUAAGCACCUGCUUGCACUCCGUAUGGCACUUGUUUUGGAAGAAAAAGGCCUUGUGAAGGACGUCAUACGCGAACGCAAGAUAACGAGGUGCAAACUUCAGGAGAUGAUGCAGUCGCUGGACUGA
This is a messenger RNA of Trypanosoma rangeli, 570 nucleotides long. RefSeq lists its product as uncharacterized. The record is from RefSeq and is a predicted model, not a curated record. Gene Ontology annotation, cellular component: Shu complex. Bases 1 to 570 code for a protein of 189 amino acids. Lineage: Eukaryota; Euglenozoa; Kinetoplastea; Trypanosomatida; Trypanosomatidae. Gene Ontology annotation, biological process: double-strand break repair via homologous recombination. The transcript has a single exon.